Molecule: messenger RNA, 215 nt
Organism: Symbiodinium pilosum
Lineage: Eukaryota; Dinophyceae; Suessiales; Symbiodiniaceae
Source: the annotation of a GenBank genome assembly
GCAAGCGCCAGUUGCUGCUGGAUGCCAAGAUGGCAGCAGCCAAGACCGAGUCCACGUCACAGGGCAAGCCAAAGCUCCAGGAGCGGCGCCCGGGCUUCCGGUCCGAGCCGCUGACGCUUCAGCCGGGCCUCAAGUUCUACUCUCCGCCGGUAGAGGAAAUUCCCGACGUUCCUGACCCAGAAAGUCGCAGACACCGGCUGGCAAAGAGCGGCAAG